Drosophila sechellia is the source of this 423-nucleotide messenger RNA. RefSeq names its product glycine-rich cell wall structural protein. The transcript has 2 exons. The record is from RefSeq and is a predicted model, not a curated record. Lineage: Eukaryota; Metazoa; Arthropoda; Insecta; Diptera; Drosophilidae. Bases 16 to 357 code for a protein of 113 amino acids.
AUAAUUUAAAGCAAAAUGAAACUACUGAUUGUUGUACUUGCCCUGGUGGCCACUGUUUUGGCUAGACCUCAAUUUAACGGAGCUGGUGGAUUUGGCGGACCUGGUGGUCAAGGAGGAUUUGGUGGUCAACCAGGCGGCUUUGGUGGACAGGGAGGAUACAAUGGAAGUCCUGGAUUUGGUGGACAAGGUGGUUACGGUGGCGGACCAGGAGGAUUCGGAGUAGGUCCUGGAUAUGGACAAGUUGGUUUUGGAGGACGGGGAGGAUAUGGCGGUCAAGGUGGUUUCGGUGGACCGGGCGGACAAGGCGGCUUUGGCGAGCACCACAGACACCAUGGAGGACAUCGUGAGCGCUAUUAAUACCCCAAUAUCUUAACCGUCUUAAAAUCGUGAACAAAAAAUAAAAUAUGGUUUUUUUGCAACUUA